Bathycoccus prasinos is the source of this 1425-nucleotide messenger RNA. RefSeq lists its product with no specific name. The transcript has a single exon. The record is from RefSeq and is a predicted model, not a curated record. NCBI's taxonomy places the organism in Eukaryota, Viridiplantae, Chlorophyta, Mamiellophyceae, Mamiellales, Bathycoccaceae. The coding region runs from base 1 to 1425 and encodes 474 amino acids.
AUGGAGUCUUUGUGUGGUGUUCCAGUCGCGUCAUCAGUUGUCGCACGUUUGAGUCCUGCGAAUAAUCGAAGAAGGAAAAAUAAUUCCUCGUCCGAAUCGACGACACCAACGACGCGGUGUUUGCACCGCUCGAAUUCGCACCGAACGGCGUCGUGUUCUUUUUCUUCCCAAAAUGGAAGUUUUCAGAGGAGGCUUUCUGAGAAUAAAGUCAACAACUUUAACGAGAGCAAAUUACAAUACCAACAACAUCGUCUCUCUGGUGGACGUCGUCGAAAGAACAGUUUGAAAGUGUAUUCUUCGUUACCGUCGUUCGGGAGUGCCCAGUGGCUGGUUGAACAAGGCGCGCUUUCCGCCGUCGCCGCGGGUGCCUUUCUCUUUCGGGACCGCAUCAAAGCGUUAGUCGGGGGAAGCAACAAAUCUCCUAACGGACAAACGAAGAACUUUUUCGGGUCAGGACGGGAAGAUUGCCCCACGUGCGAAGGGACUGGAUACGCGACGUGCGCGUGCACAAAGUGGUCAAACGACGGAGAGGGGUGCGGGACGUGCAACUAUACGUGUCGAACGAUAUGCCCAAGCUGCAGAGGUGGCGGUAAAGGCGUACGCGCGACAUUGGAUUUGAAAAUUGACGACGAAGAAACGGACCGAGAGAACAUGAGACGACAGAGGGAGCGAGAUACGCACUCGUGGAAAGCGUGGAAUAAUAGCAGUACGAAGAGUAGCGGAGCAGCAGCGGCAAUGACGACGACAAUGAACCCAUUGACGACGCCUUUGAUUUGUCUCCCGGUAGUUUCGGCUCCAGAAUCGAACGAAAGCGGAGGGCGACGCUCGGCAUCGUCCUCGGAUAACGGCGAUAGAUCGAGCAACCAGAACAAAAAAGAACCAGACGACGAGUUCUACGCGCAGUCGGGCGAAGCCAUUCGUACCUUGCGCGAAGACUAUCCGUUUUUUCUAUCAAAAGAACCACGGUUUUCGAUAUUCAGGGAAGACGUUGGAUUAGUCGACGCGACGUGUACUUUUGGACGAAACCGAGAUCCAGACAGCUUGAUCGGCGGAGACGGAGGAUACGUCAUGGCCAGAGGUUUGAAUCAUUAUAAAAGAGUUUUCAAAGUCAUCAGAACGAUUGCGGCCAUCAUAUUCAGUUCGUGUUCGGUGAAAGUGACGAGAAUUUGGUCGCCAUUAAGCACGACCGGGAAGCGAACUAUUCGCGUGCGAUGGAGCGUACGCGGUCAUAUUCGUCUCGGAGCGGCGAUUGGAGUCGACGUCGCGCAGUUUGACGGCAUUAGUGAAUACAAAUUGGACAAGGCUGGGUACAUCUACGAGCACGUGAUUACUGAUUUGGAUUGGGACGUCGCUCAACUGAGAGAAAGAGUUGUCGCGAUGAUGGGUGCGGUGAAUAAAGCGCCGUCGAUUAGUGGUCAAUUUUAA